Molecule: messenger RNA, 1306 nt
Organism: Myripristis murdjan (pinecone soldierfish)
Lineage: Eukaryota; Metazoa; Chordata; Actinopteri; Holocentriformes; Holocentridae
Gene: vwc2l
Product: von Willebrand factor C domain containing 2 like
Exons: 4
Coding region: 611-1306 (231 amino acids)
Biological process (GO): negative regulation of BMP signaling pathway
Cellular component (GO): AMPA glutamate receptor complex
Molecular function (GO): protein binding
Source: RefSeq, a predicted model, not a curated record
AUGCGACCGCUGGAUGUAUAUGUGCAACAAGACCGAAUGCUGUCUUUUUUUAAUACACACCCUCACCAUUUGGAAAUAUUAAAAUGACUCUGGAUGCUCUGGGAAUCAUAUAAAGGAUUUUCUAAAAAAGCUGUUUGGUCGUUCCUCUCUCUCCGCAUUGCAUGCCUUUGGACGUGAACUGUGUUAUUGUCUCCAAAAGGUGAGUCCUGUACGGAUAAUCAUGAAGCAGACCCACUUUUACGCGGAUAUCACUUCGCUUGCACUGGAGAGGGGGCAUCCGUAUCUCCAAAAGGCUGAUGUUUAAUUGCUUUUAAGCCCACCACCAAGAGAGGGAGAGAAGGGGGAUUACGGUAUUUUUCGGAGCCUGGUGAAUUUACCCUGUGGAUAAACUGAACUUGCCGAUAGUCUGCUGGCUUUAAUCUGCUCUGUAGUCCUCUAUUCUUUGGGCUCUGGCUUCAGACUAAGUGGAAAUCAAGCAAUUUCAACGCGCCUCGUCCUCAGUGAUGGUAAUGAUGAUGAUGAUGAUGAUGUUGAUGAUGAUGGUGAAGCGCAGGACGGAUCUGGAGUGGAUAUCGACGGCCUAGGAAUGCCAUCCAGACGCUCUUGUUGAAUGCGGAUAGCGAUGCCGCGGCAAAGGAUGGGCCCUCUCUUCUCGGCCGCCUGCGUCGUGCUCCUGGCCCUGAACGCCGUGUCCUCCGCCUCGGUCGGUAACCCCGAGGAUUACGCCGCGGACGAGGCGGAGCGGACCGCCGCUGACAAUAUCGUCUUCGAUGACUACCGGGGGAAAGGCUGCGUGGACGACAGCGGCUUCGUUUACAAACUCGGGGAGCGCUUCUUCCCGGGACACUCGAACUGUCCGUGCGUGUGUACGGAGGACGGGCCGGUGUGCGACCAGCCCGAGUGCCCCAAGAUCCACCCCAAGUGCACCAAAGUGGAGCACAAUGGAUGUUGCCCUGAGUGCAAGGAGGUUAAAAACUUUUGCGAGUACCGGGGGAAAACGUACAAAAUCCUGGAGGAAUUCAAGCCGUCACCUUGUGAGUGGUGCCGCUGCGAACCAAAUAAUGAGGUGCACUGUGUGGUGUCUGACUGCGCCGUCCCGGAGUGCGUCAACCCCGUGUACGAGCCAGAGCAAUGCUGUCCCAUCUGUAAAAACGGUCCAAAUUGCUUUGCUGGAACAACGAUCAUCCCAGCCGGAAUCGAAGUGAAGGUGGACGACUGCACCAUCUGCCGCUGCCACAACGGGGACUGGUGGAAGCCGGCACAGUGCUUGCGGCGGGAGUGCCUCAACGGCCAGUCGUUGUCAUAG